GUUCCGGAUUAUCGGCACGCAAUGACCACUGCGGCACCGCUUUACGGACCGCUGCGGAUAUGCGGCUACGCUUUGGGCGUGUUCCCGUACACGGUGUCGCGGUCCGCGCCGCACAGGUUCCGCCUGCACUGGUUCGGCGCGGCGCUGAAGGCCGCGCACUUGUUGCUGUUCUGGUCGGCCGCUGCGUCUGUCACCGCGACGCUGUUACGGAUGUACCCGACCAACACCAUACAGCCGAACAGACAGGCGCUCGACAAGAAGUUGGCAUCCACGUCGCCGGUGAAAGUGUUCGAGCUAUACGUUUACAUGACGUUCACGACGGCUGCGACGGCCGCCGCGUGCCAGCUGCACAUGAUGUUGCCAUCGGUCGUGGCCCUGGUCGGCGAGUGUCUGCUCCGGCCGCGCGUCCACCGCGGCCACGCCUGGCCACCGUUUAAAGCAUUCACCAUAGUCGCGUUCGUCGUCUACGAAUUCGGCAUUUACUACGUGCUGAGCACGGCGAGGUUCAAUCGCCAGUUCUUCGUAUGCCUGUUCUCAUUCCUAUCCAACAUCGAUUGUAUCGUGAUCGAACAGUUUUUCUACGUCACGUGCUUGACACUGUGCGCCCGGCUGAAACGGAUCCACGAGGACGUACAGAACCUGGUACACAAGGCCGAACACCCGCGAUGGCGAUGCUGGGAGAGCACCGCGGACGGACAUCCGGCCUGCCUGGGCAUACCUGCAUUCGGCGCGGCGGACAUCCGGCACCUGAGGUUUGCUCACCUGAGGGCAACGGAGACGUUUUCGCGGGUCAACCACGCAUUCCAACUACCGCUGCUACUGAACAUGAUUGACAGCGUGUGCCGCAUCGUGUUCUACACGUCCGAGAUUAUUCCUAUACGGAUUUCAUUGAGCUGGCUUACAUUAACAUUAAAUCCAGUCACUAGCAGGAGAUUAAUGCCCGAGAUCAUUCUAUUUCAAAAUCAAUUAGACGCAGUAACUUCAAAAUUCCAAAUAUACGGGAUGAUAAAUAUUAAUAUAAAAUUUUUCUAUGCAGGUUUUGGGUUACUAAUGGCAUACAUUAUCUUUUUACUGCAGUUUUUCGGUUCUUCUUUGCAACCAUCACUAGUGUACAAUAAUGUCACAGCAACUCAAAGUAUUAUGGAAAUCCAAAAUAGUACAAACAUCGCAUGAUUGGAUAAUAGAUACUUGGAAACUGAUAUUUUUAGAUGUAACAAAAUACCUAGUUUAAAAAAUAUGUAUAUUAUAUUUAUGUUAAUGGUAUUAACCAUAUUGUAAUUAAUAUUUAAUUAUAUUGUUAUAUUUUAUAUAGUUAAAAAAUAACCAGUGCUAUACAUAAACAGUAUACAUCUAGCUAUAUCGGCCAUGUACACCCACCUGUUAUUAAAAUAAUUCUGAAUUCAUGACGUUCGUGAAUCCACUUUUCAAAUUUUAGUUGAUCCAACGUAGCCAUUUUUAAGUACAAAUAACUACUAAAUUAUAAAUAAUAAUAUAAUAUUAAUAUUUAAGAUAGAAGUAGUUCGAAGGACAAAGAUAUUACCUAUAUUAUAUUGUUAUACUAAGUUAUAUAUUUAAACAAUUAUGUAUCAGAUUAAAUUGCCUUAAAACCGCUGAACUUGGUUUGUUCAUAAAGCUUAUGAUCAAUUUUUGGCAGGGUUAAAAUAUGAUUAUAUAUCUACAUUUUGUUUUUUUUUUAAACACUGUUGUCGCGUCAGAGAGUAUUUUUACAGGUAUCAUCAACCCUAUAAUUCGGGCCCUAUAUUAGCUAUAUUAUUUCUGAACUGUCAUGUUUUUACAUUAUAUAUACUUAUUUGAUGCAGUAGACGACGGGCGCAAAUUCCGAUCUGCAAUUUGAACGACAUAGGUGAUAUGAUAUCUAAAUAAAACCUAAUAUACGGUAUGUCGGUAUUUACGGUAAUUUAUAUCAAUACGCUAUAAUAUACCGAAUUUUAAAUUCAAUUUGAAUAAUAAAAAAAAAUCAUAAGAUUCAUCUGCUAUAACUUAUUUGUCUAUUGUAAUACUGGAUAGAUUGAAUUAAUUUUUACUAAA
Messenger RNA from Rhopalosiphum padi (bird cherry-oat aphid), 2049 nucleotides. RefSeq lists its product as uncharacterized. Bases 22 to 1173 code for a protein of 383 amino acids. The transcript is spliced from 5 exons. Gene Ontology annotation, biological process: sensory perception of taste. Lineage: Eukaryota; Metazoa; Arthropoda; Insecta; Hemiptera; Aphididae. The record is from RefSeq and is a predicted model, not a curated record. Gene Ontology annotation, cellular component: membrane.